Messenger RNA from Stegostoma tigrinum, 1745 nucleotides. RefSeq names its product enoyl CoA hydratase domain containing 1 (gene echdc1). Gene Ontology annotation, cellular component: cytosol. The transcript has 6 exons. Gene Ontology annotation, molecular function: enoyl-CoA hydratase activity. The record is from RefSeq and is a predicted model, not a curated record. Lineage: Eukaryota; Metazoa; Chordata; Chondrichthyes; Orectolobiformes; Stegostomatidae. Gene Ontology annotation, biological process: fatty acid beta-oxidation. The coding region runs from base 439 to 1341 and encodes 300 amino acids.
UGGCUUUGUGGCGUCAUAAUGACCCAUUGUCCCAGGGAUUCGAGAGAGCGGAACGUUAUUACAAGGAACGUUCGAUCAGCGCGUGUGGUCCUUCCGGGUCACUGUUGUGGCUGGGAGACUGGUCUUCAAGUGCGAAUAUUAACUUUGGGAGGGAAAGGCAAAUAAAUCAGCGUUUAGAUUGCGAAGCAUUGUACUUUUGUAGAGUGCGGUACUUCGUCUGGAAGAAGGUGACGUUUACGCGGAGUUACAUUUGAACAAACUGUGUUGAGCAUCUGCAGCAGCAAUCUUGCCAGUACAGUAACGCGUGAAAGAAAGCAGGCCUCUCGUGUUAUUUUGAAUCUUUCGGAUUGCCGGACAGAUGAGAAUGUAGUAUAUCGUAAUAGUUCGCACUGCACCUUUUUAAGAAUUGUCUCUACCUUUUCCUGGUGUCGAGUGCAAAUGGCGAUGUUCUGCAUCCACAAAUGUCUGAAAUGUGGUCUAAGGAAUCAAAUGCUGCAACAGAGAAGUCUAUCUGUGUACACGUCUGUUUAUAGAGUGAAUGAAGAUGACAUAAAGGAAAAACUUCAGCAACUUCCUGGUGGAUCCAUUGAUUUGCAGAAAGAUCAAAAUGGAAUUGCUACCCUGAUUAUUAACAACCCUGAACGAAAAAAUGCAUUUUCUGGAACAAUGAUGUUAGAUUUCCGGGAUAGGGUAGAGGAGCUGGAGCACUGGACUAAUGGAAAAGGUCUUAUCGUGAGAGGUGCAGAGAACACAUUCUGUUCUGGAUCUGAUCUAAGUGCAGUUAAAGCGAUGUCAAACCCUGAGGAUGGGUUGAGCAUUUGCAUGUUUAUGCAGAACACCUUGACAAGACUUCUCAGACUACCUCUGAUCAGUGUAGCUUUAGUCCAGGGGAAGGCACUAGGAGGAGGAGCAGAAGUUACAACAGCCUGUGAUUUCCGGCUUAUGACUUCAGGAAGUGAGAUUCGCUUUGUUCACAAACUCAUGGGAUUGGUACCAGGGUGGGGCGGAGCAACCAGACUGAUUAAAUUGAUUGGCUAUCGAAAUGCUGUUAAACUACUGAGCAGUGCCCAACAGGUGGACCCUGCAACUGGUCUCAAGAUUGGUCUUGCUGAUGAAAUUUUAACAUCCACUGAGGGUAGCUGCCUUGAAGAGGCAGAAAACUGGCUGAAUCAAUACACAAAUGGAUCUUCACAAGUCAUUAGAGCCAUUAAGAAUGUUGUGGUUUCAGGGAGAGAACUGUCACAAGAAGAAUCACUAAAGAAUGAAAAGAGUAUAUUUGGUACUCUGUGGGGCUCUCCUGCCAAUCUGAAAGCGUUGGCUCAAAAUAUCAAACAUAAUUAGUGUCAAUCUAAUAUAACAGUCCAGAUUAGCCUCUACUGUGGCUUCAAAUGCCAGUUGAAGUGUAAAAAUUGUGUGGAAGGUCGUACUUUUUCUAUGAACAAGAGCUGAAGACAAUAUUCCACCUAGGAUGAAACAGUGUUUUUUAAAUGUAUGGUAAAUGUAACAGUCAAAAUAUGCCUUAAGUUAUGCAUACAGUUCAAAAAUUACUUUAGGCUGUAAAGUACUACGGUGUCCUCAGGAUGUACAAAACACUGCAAACUGUUUUUGUUUCUUUCAGACAAGUCUAGUAACCAUGAAGCCUACUGUAUAAAUGUAUUUCUUACAUUUAAAUUCUUAUCCUCUCAUUAAUUUAACUUUGUCAGUACAGCUCAUUUCCACAGCAAUAAAUCAGUACUGGUAACAGG